AUGGGCGCUGGAGUCGGGGUGCUGCUGCUGGCACAGCUGUUGGUGAGGGUCGAACUCGAAAUGCAGGGGUUGCAGGAUCAGAACCAGCUGUUUUCAGAGCCUUGUGGCCGCCGGAACGUCCACUUGCUCAUAGUGGGCGGAAUGGAGUCUGCUCGCGGGCGCUGGCCGUGGCAGGUGAGCCUGCGGCUCCGUCACAAAGGCCACAGAUGCGCGGGGAGCCUGCUCAACCGGCGCUGGGUGCUCUCGGCAGCGCACUGCUUCCGGAAGGAUCCGUCGAAUUGGAUGGCCCAGUUUGGCGAGCUGUCUUCCAGGCCGUCUCUCUGGAGCUUGGGGGCCAUCUCCCACCGUCUCAGCGUGCAGGACAUCAUUGUGUACCCUCACUUCAAGGAGUCGUCACUCAACGACAUCGCCUUGCUAAGGCUGACCUCCCCUGUCACCUACAACAAGUACAUCCAGCCCAUCUGUGUUAUGGCCUCCGCCUUCGAAUUCCAGAACCAGAGUAACUGCUGGGUGACCGGCUGGGGGAACAUCCGUGAGAACAAAAAGCUGCCAGCUCCCUACAUCCUCCAGGAAGUACGGGUUUCCAUCAUAAACAACUCCCGGUGUAAUGACCUGUUCCAACAGCCCAAUUUCUUCUACAGACUGGCAGAUGAUGUGAUUUGUGCUGGCUCUGAGGAUGGCAAGCAUGACGCCUGCGAAGGUGACUCAGGCGGACCCUUGACCUGUGAGAAGAAUGGACUGUGGACUCAGAUUGGAAUCGUGAGCUGGGGAAUAGGCUGUGGUCGGCCCAACCGACCCGGUGUCUACACCAACAUCAGUAGAUACUUCAGCUGGAUCCAGAAGCACACGGCCCACAGCGCACCCCGGCCAGACCCCUUCCCACUACUGCUGCUCCUCCCUCUGCUCUGGGCUGCCCCACUCUCCUGGCCAGUUAGAUUCCCAGGUGAGGCUUCUCUCCCGACCCUGCUUACUGCCACACCCUCUCAUCGCUCACGAGUCCCGCUUCGUCCCCCAGUGUCACUUCCAGAGUGGCGACCUCUUCAGGGAGUAAGAGUGCCGGUGCUGGAUGCGGGCACUUGCGACCACCUCUACCAUGUCGGCACCAACGUGCCCCGCGCUGAGCAGAUAGUGUUACCAGGGAACCUGUGCGCUGGCUACGUCCAGGGCCACAAGGAUGCCUGCCAGGGUGAUUCUGGGGGACCCCUGACCUGCUUGAAGUCUGGGCGCUGGGUCCUGGCGGGCGUGGUGAGCUGGGGCAAGGGCUGUGCUCUGCCCUACCGUCCAGGUGUCUAUACCAACGUCGCCAUGUACAGCCGUUGGAUUCAGGCUUGUCUCGACCGCUGAUGUGGUGACUCUGACCUGGGUUCCUCAGCUACGUGGUCCCUCUGGGGACCUGCACAUCCCCAACCCUUCCACUUCUCACUUGAGGCUCAGAGGCCCGAUAAAGCUAAGGGGCCAUCUCUCCAUCCAGCUGUCCAUCCCCUGCCUUCCCUGGGGCUCACCAAACCUGGGCUGCCAGCCCCGCUCCAGGAGCCUCCCAUCUGUGGGGGUCUCACACUCCUGCCUCCCCUUCCUGCUCAUUUAUCCUCCUCGGCUCCAGCCAGGACUGGGCCUGGGCACCCAGCGACGGUGAGUGGCAUUCCCGGUUUGGCCUGUGUGCCCUUCUCUCUGGAGGAAGUCAGGGAGAUUCGAAGUGUAGAGGGACUCAGCACCAAGAAGGUGGUUCUCCAUCGCCAGCUUUGAAGGGGGUGUAGGGGUCGCAUGGCAAGGAACUUGCAGCGCCGCCAGGAGCUGCGGGCAGCCUUGGCUCACAGGCUUCGGGGAAAAGGGAAAUCUCGGCCCUGCGACCGAAAGGAACUGGAUCUGGACACCUGACCAAGCCGGGAGGCGAAUUCUUCCCCAGCCUCCAGUGAGAGUCCGCUCGGCCAGCCCCAUAGGGCUGUGUUUUAGUAAAUUUGUGUUGUUUAA
This is a messenger RNA of Myotis davidii, 1968 nucleotides long. Its product is annotated as putative serine protease 41. The record is from RefSeq and is a predicted model, not a curated record. Lineage: Eukaryota; Metazoa; Chordata; Mammalia; Chiroptera; Vespertilionidae. Gene Ontology annotation, biological process: proteolysis. The coding region runs from base 1 to 1344 and encodes 447 amino acids. The transcript is spliced from 8 exons. Gene Ontology annotation, molecular function: serine-type endopeptidase activity.